This is a messenger RNA of Nomascus leucogenys (northern white-cheeked gibbon), 873 nucleotides long. RefSeq names its product olfactory receptor 6N2-like. Lineage: Eukaryota; Metazoa; Chordata; Mammalia; Primates; Hylobatidae. Gene Ontology annotation, molecular function: G protein-coupled receptor activity; olfactory receptor activity. Gene Ontology annotation, cellular component: membrane. Gene Ontology annotation, biological process: G protein-coupled receptor signaling pathway. The record is from RefSeq and is a predicted model, not a curated record.
AUGGAUCAUGUCAAUCGUAACUGGACCCAGAGUUUUAUCCUUGCUGGUUUCACUACCACUGGGACCCUACAACCUCUUGCCUUCUUGGGGACCCUGUGCAUCUAUCUCCUCACACUUGCAGGGAACAUUCUUGUCAUUGUCCUGGUACAGUUAGAUUCUGGACUGUUCAUGCCCAUGUACUUCUUUAUCAGUGUCCUCUCCUUUGUAGAUGUGUGGUAUCUGUAUGCUUUAUUCAGCUAUGUCUUUCAUUCCUUAGGGAUGACUGAGUGCUACCUGCUGGGUGUCAUGGCACUGGAUCGCUACCUUGCCAUCUGCCACCCACUCCACUACCAUGCACUCAUGAGCAGACAGGUACAGUUACGACUAGCUGGGGCCACUUGGGUGGCUGGCUUCUCAGCUGCACUUGUGCCAGCCACCCUCACUGCCACUCUGCCCUUCUGCUUGAAAGAGGUGGCCCACUACUUUUGUGACUUGGCACCGCUAAUGCGGUUGGCAUGUGUGGACACAAGCUGGCAUGCUAGAGUCCAUGGCACAGUGAUUGGUGUGGCCACUGGUUGCAACUUUGUGCUCAUUUUGGGACUCUAUGGAGGUAUCCUGAAUGCUGUGCUGAAGCUACCCUCAGCUGCCAGUCGUGCCAAGGCCUUCUCUACCUGUUCCUCCCACAUGACUGUGGUGGCACUAUUUUAUGCUUCUGCCUUCACAGUAUAUGUGGGCUCACCUGGGAGUCGACCUGAGAGCACAGACAAGCUUAUUGCCUUGGUUUAUGCCCUUGUUACCCCUUUCCUCAAUCCUAUCAUCUAUAGCCUUCGCAACAAGGAGGUGAAGAAGGCUUUAAGGAGAGUCAUGGCCAGGCGCGGUGGUUCACGCCUGUAA